CUAGCGUACCGAGCUAACUCAUUUCGUAUGCUACUGGAAGACAUGGGGGCUGUGUUUCACAGCCAUUACUGACAGCGGUACAGCUGAGCGUCCACUUGUAAAAAGAAGUAAAACGGAGACCCACUUUUUUAUAUUAAGCUGCAAGGUCGAGCCUGAACAUGGAGUCCAUGCUGAACAAACUGAAAAGCACUGUCACUAAGGUGACAGCAGAUGUCACCAGCGCCGUCAUGGGUAACCCAGUGACACGGGAGUUUGAGGUCGGACGACACAUUGCAAGUGGAGGUCCCGGCUUGAGCUGGAGGAUCUAUAAUGGCACCAAGAAGUCUACCAAACAGGAAGUAGCAGUUUUUGUUUUUGACAAGAAAAUGAUUGAUAAGUAUCAGAAAUUUGAAAAGGACCAAAUUAUCGAUUCACUGAAAAAAGGGGUGCAACAGCUGACCAGACUGCGUCACCCCCGUCUCCUGACUGUUCAGCAUCCCUUGGAAGAGUCACGAGACUGCUUGGCAUUCUGUACAGAGCCAGUGUUUGCCAGUCUGUCCAAUGUGCUUGGCCAGUGGGACAACCUGCCAAGCCCUGUGCCCAACGACAUCAAGGAGUACAAACUCUAUGAUGUGGAAACCAAGUAUGGCUUGCUACAGAUCUCGGAGGGGUUGUCCUUUCUCCACAGCGGAGUGAAAAUGGUUCAUGGAAAUCUGUGUCCAGAGAACAUCAUCCUCAACAAGAGCGGCGCGUGGAAGAUAAUGGGUUUUGACUUCAGCAUCUCCUCUAACAACCCUUCAGAUUCUGAGCCCAAGUACACAUGUAAAGAGUGGGAGCCCAACCUUCCUCCACUCUGCCUCCCCAACCCAGAGUACCUGGCCCCUGAGUAUAUACUGUCAGUUAGCUGUGACUCUGCCUCUGACAUGUACUCUCUGGGCGUUGUCAUGCAUGCUGUCUUCAAUGAGGGGAAGCCUGUUUUCCAAGUCAACAAGCAUGACAUUUUUAAGAGUUUCAGCAGGCAGCUGGACCAGCUGAGCAGCAUGAGUCCAGCGCUGCUGAGCAAGAUCCCAGAGGAGGUGCGGGAGCACGUCAAAAUGCUGCUCAGCGUCACACCUAAUGUCCGGCCUGAUGCCGACCAGAUGACUAAGAUUCCUUUUUUUGAUGAUGUUGGUGCAGUCACUCUGCAGUACUUUGAUUCCCUCUUCCAGAGGGACAACCUACAGAAGUCCCAGUUCUACAAAGGCCUCCCUAAAGUCCUGCCUAAACUACCAAAGAGAGUGGUCGUAUAUCGCAUCUUGCCAGCGUUGACCUCUGAAUUCGUCAACCCGGACAUGGUUCCCUUUGUGCUCCCCAAUGUGCUACUGAUUGCUGAAGAGUGCACCAAGGAGGAGUACGUUCGCCUCAUCUUGCCUGACCUCACGCCUGUUUUCAAGCAGCAAGAGCCCAUUCAGGCUAGCAAUAUGAUCCUGCUGAUAUUCUUGCAAAAGAUGGACCUGCUGCUGACUAAAACGCCACCGGAUGAUAUAAAAAACAGUGUCCUGCCCAUGGUCUACAGAGCUCUGGAAGCUCCUUCAGUACAGAUCCAGGAGCUGUGCCUCAACAUCAUCCCAACAUUUGCAAACCUGAUAGACUACCCAUCUAUGAAGAAUUCUCUUAUCCCUCGGAUCAAAUCAGCCUGCCUACAGACUUCCUCACUUGCUGUGCGAGUGAACUCUCUGGUGUGCCUGGGGAAGAUUUUGGAAUAUCUAGACAAGUGGUUUGUCAUUGAUGAGAUCCUGCCCUUCCUGCAACAGAUCCCCUCUAGAGAACCAGCAGUACUCAUGGGCAUUUUAGGGAUCUAUAAAUGUACAUUCAGCCACAAGAAGCUUGGUAUCCCCAAAGAGCAUCUUGCUACCAAGAGUUUGCCCCAUCUCGUCUCCCUUAGUAUAGACAACAACCUCAAUCUGAACCAGUUUAACUCUUUCAUGGUGGUUAUCCGUGAAAUGCUGAGCCGCAUGGAGACUGAACACAAGACCAAGCUGGAGCAGCUGCACAUCAUGCAAGAGCAGCAGAGGAGCAUGACCAUAUCAAAUCCAGUCAACCAAGCAGAGGAGAGCAAGAGCCCACCUAGUUCUGGCAACCAGAUUGAUGAUAUCUUUGGUGGCACAGGGGUUAAUGGGAAAGAGAAUGGCUCUGCAGCAGCAGCAGCAAUCUCACAGCCUAACAGAGUAUCUCUCACGCUAGAAGAGAAGCAACGAUUGGCUAAGGAGCAAGAACAGGCAGCCAAACUGAGGAACCAGCAGCCGUUAGCGCCACAGGCGAUCAAACCAGCCACUGCCACUUCUAAUUCACAGACUAAGGAUCUGACCAGCAGCCUACUCAACAAUAUGACAUCUCUAAACAGCCUGUCCUUGGCAAACACAGUACGACCACCCCCAGUGCAAGGAUCCACUGUGUCUGCAUUCCCCUCCUCUGGUCCAGUGGUCAGCUCCAUGGGAGCCCCAGUCUCAAAUGGCUUCAACUCAACAAUGGGCUUCCAGACAGGAGGCAUGGCCAUGGGCAUGCGACCCGCAGGUCCCAGCCUCUAUGGUGGAAUGGCCACCACCACCAGCACCCCAAAUUUUGGAUCCCUCACACAGAAUCAAGGAACAAGUGGACAGACAAAUAAACCUACCGAUAUGUCAGCCUUGGACAGUCUUUUUACACCCAACAAGCCCAAAGUCACCCUAAACCAGAUGGGUCCCAAGGCUCCACCUGGAACCAGCAGUCCUUGGCUCAGUCAGUUUAAUUCAGCUCAAAACGCUCAGACUCAGAUGCAGGGUGUGUCAGUUGGUAUGGGCGGGGUGCCCGGUGGGUUUGGGAUGCAAGCAAACCCUUUUUUCAGCCCGCAGAACUUUUCUCAACCUGCUGCUGCUGCUGCCUCUAGCAUGAACCCAAGUGGGAUAAAACAUAGUGCGUCUGUCAACAAUGAUCUAAAAGAUUUAUUUGGCUAAACAAGAAUUAAAAAGACUCCAGGUUAAGUAUAUUCUUUUAAUGACUGUGGACAGAAGAGGCUUGAAUUCUCACAGAACAGGCCGACUGAAUGUGAAGAUUUAAAGUCCUUAAAACGGUCUUGCUGUUGGCGUUUUUAAUUCAACCUGGUUUAGAUUCUGACUCUUGCUCACUUUCUGUUAGCAAAUUAACCUGCACCUGAAUUCCAUUUUUACUUGACCAGAAGGACAAAAUAUUGAGGUGAAAUUUCUUCUUCUAUACUGUGGUCUUUAAAUGCUGGGGGUUUCCUACUGUUUUUGUACUUGACAUUCUUGGGAGUCUAAAUGGGUUGACUUGAAUUCCAACUCAGAUUAUUCAGGAAGGGUUUGUGUUCAUAAUAUGAAUGAUCGCGUGGAUGGAAUGCAGUUCACUUCUUGAACAUGUGGCAUCAGAGUGAACACAACUGGCAGAAAAAGAUGAAAGAAAAAAGUGGUUACUGUGUUUCACAUCUGCUUAUUUUCAGGUUUCUGUAUUUUUAUCCUGUUUGGAAUGUUAUCAUAAAUGGCCAUUAUUGGUUGGUAUUACUCCUAUAACUGUUACUAGCAUGUGGUCACCUCACUACCUGCUCAGCAGGCAGUGCUACUCAACAGAAAAAUUAAGACCAUGACCACUACAGGGCUCUUACAUAAUUGAGGCUGGUUCUGUUUAUCUCUGAUUAUGGUAGUAGGGGGAUAAGAGUACCUACUGGCUGUAUUUAUAGGAGUGAUUACAACAUGUAAUGGCUAGUCAGUGGGCUGAUUACAUCCAUGCGACCUUUACUGCUUUAACUAGACUGUUUUUUUUUUUUUUGUUUUUUUUUGUUUUUUUAGGAUUUGCUGCAUGUCUAAAAUGAUCAGAGUUGGCUCAGAAACAGAUGACACAUACAACAAAAUGUAAUCUAAAUGUAGCCUGGAGUUUGGCCCUGAGAAGCUUGCGGUCUCUGAUCUGCAUCCAAGAGGCUUCUCUGUGGAGGCAGUCUGAAACAGAGUGUUGAAUUGCCAGCCCAACAGCUCCAGUUCAGACUGGGAAAACCAAGUAGCUCAUCUGUAGUCUGUUUCUCUGCAACCAUGUUAGAGUAAGCAGUUGUUUUUGACGGCCCAUUUAUCUUCUUUUCAAACAAGAUCAGUUUCUGUAAAUGCAGUAUGGAUGACUUACCUGUGUUGGUUGCGUGGAGUAACUGUUAAAGCAGUGCCCUUUUAAAAGGCGAAAGGCACUACAUAAAGAAGCAUAUGCACUGCUUUUGCAAUUGUGCCUUACAUGGGUACAUAUUUAAAUCUAGACAGCACUCAUCUGUUACUCAAGUAUUAAUGUUUUGCUCUUAAUCAGCUGUCAGGCAUUUGCUUCUCUAACAACUUGCUUUGUUGCAUGUUACUCUCCUUCACCACAAAAGAUCUGAAGUUUAAUUAACAGCUCAUGGUUCCUCAUGAUUCUAGUGACCAAUGAAAAAUAUAUUGACACAUUUCCUCUGAGAUCUGUAAGCGACUCAGAAACCUCUGCUCUACCAUUUAUGUUGAUCAGUUUAUACAAUAAAGAUUAUUACCAUUGAUUGUAGCACUUUCCAGCUGUCAGGGGACCUGUGCUGGUGGCAAAUUAUGAAGUGUAGAUAGUUUAUUUAAAAGUGGAUUGCUCUGAGAGGGCCUUGGCAUUUUUCUGUCAUGAUGAUGGUUAAGAGGCCUUAGCUAAGUUGUGUGCAAUAAUCAUUGUCGGUUUUUGAGGGUGCAUAUUGAUUGGCUCAAAUAGCUCUCGAUGUGUCCUUAACUAAAACUUUUCUUUUUUUUUUGACCUCUUAUAACAUGUCUGUGCGAUCUCCUGAAGAACUAGAUAUUAAUGUGUGCUCAUUCUAAAUCUUACAUUUUUGAAGAAGAAUCACACAAUUUUAGGGUUUUUAGGUGUUACCUUGGUCAUACUGUCUUUCUGCGGAUGAUGUUAACAGUUUGAAAUGUGUUUUUUAUUGCGUUACCUUUUUGGUUUUCUAUGAAAAUGCCACCAAUGGCAGUGUUACUCAUUCUGUUAAUUCCCCUGUUUUUCACAUACAAGACUAAAAAUAUCUCUGCAAGUGGAAGUUUUUCAUCCGUGGAUUGACAUGUGGCAGUUUUAAUUUCAUCGCUAAGUGGAUGUAGUUUUUGGAGUGUUUCACAUAUCCUAGCAGAAUCCCAAAGGAGAAACUGAAAGCUUAUUCUUCUACAAAAUCAUUUGUAUACGACUACUGUCCUAUAUGUGUAGUGUGGGCUUUAUGUGUCAAGGUGCUGGUCUCUGAGGGUGAAAAAUCUGUACAUAAAAAAGUGC
Messenger RNA from Archocentrus centrarchus (flier cichlid), 5253 nucleotides. RefSeq names its product SCY1 like pseudokinase 2 (gene scyl2). Gene Ontology annotation, molecular function: protein kinase activity; ATP binding. The record is from RefSeq and is a predicted model, not a curated record. Bases 159 to 2951 code for a protein of 930 amino acids. The transcript is spliced from 19 exons. Gene Ontology annotation, biological process: protein phosphorylation. Lineage: Eukaryota; Metazoa; Chordata; Actinopteri; Cichliformes; Cichlidae.